Messenger RNA from Penicillium olsonii, 1473 nucleotides. The record is from the annotation of a GenBank genome assembly. Lineage: Eukaryota; Fungi; Ascomycota; Eurotiomycetes; Eurotiales; Aspergillaceae.
AUGGCCUUUCGCUCUGUUUCCUCCGUUUUGUAUCUCUCUGCGUCGGUGUCGGGCUUGAGCUUCAAUGUACCAGCGUCUCCACCCUCCAACGCGAGUGGUCAGAUCUCGGCAGCUCCUGUUGGUGUCUCCUUGGAAUUCUUCACGUUUCCCGAGUAUAUUCAGGACCUUCCCUCGACCACCACAUGUCUGCAGAACCUGAAAGACCUGACGGGCACCUGGCCUCCUGUGAGAAUUGGAGGCACAACACAGGAUCGUGCAACUUAUGAUGCGUCGUCGAGCGAGGCCGUCACCUACACCGUGGCCAGUACGAAGGAUGCGCCAACAACCCUGACUUACGGUCCUUCAUUUAUGUCCUUGGCUGCCAAAUAUGCCGGCAAGGUGAUUAUUGGACUCAAUCGUCGCCUGGAUAACAUUUCGAACACCAUUGCCGCUGCGCUAGUGGCCCAGAAAGAAAUGAGCAACCUAUAUGCCAUCGAACUUGGCAAUGAGCCCAAUUUCUUUGUCGACAGCGACCCUAUCGCCAGGGGUGCAUCUUGGACCGCCGCGGCCGACGAGGCCUCCCAAAUCGAAUGGCAGGAUGCGGUAUGCGGAAAUCUCUCUGCGUCAGAUAUCAUCUCAGCGGGCGUUUACUUCGGUACCUCCCCAAUGAGCCUCGUCGGGCUUACCGCAAAGGAAGGCGAUUCGAAUGCCUAUGUGAAAGAUUAUUGCUCUCACAACUACCCGCAAUCAUCUGGUAGCUACAACUUGACUGCGCUCAUGAAUCACAAAGACAUUGCGACUCAAGUCAAGCCAUAUGCUGCCGAGAUUGCCGCCGCAUCUGCGAAAGGGAAACCACAUGUCUUUGGGGAGACCAACUCAGCAACACAAGGUGGAGGUGGUAUCAGUCCAACCUUUGGUGCUGCCCUCUGGAUUCUGGACUAUGUGAUGCAGACUGUUCUCAUGGGCACGAACGCUCUCUACUUCCACCAGGGCACUAUUGGAAAUUGUGAGAACCCUUUGCAAUCUUCGCCGGAAUAUACUAAUCCCCCAGGUCAAUAUUGUUGGUGGGGACGAUACAACAUGGGAUCACCGUACUACGGUGCGUAUUUCGCCACUAUGGCACUAGCGAAUGCCGACCAAGUCGCGCCUUUGGAUGGCCAAGACUCCGCCUAUGCAGCUUACGCCAUCUACAAGUCUGGUGCUCCGGUUAAAGUUCUCCUCUACAACUCUGACUACUACACGACUGGCACUCGCUCAUCGCAGACAUACUCACUCGCUGGCCUCACUGGCACCAGUGUCACUGCUAAGCGUCUGACCGCUCCCAACGCCACGUCCCGAGUUGAUCAAGGCCAGGAUCCCACUGUGGCAGGUCGCUCUUUUGCCAACGGUACCUGCACGAUCCAAGGUACUGAAGCUGUGGAGACUGCUACUGUCUCUGCUGGAAAGGCUACAUUCACUGUAGGUGCUUCUGAAGCUCUCCUGGUCUUUUUGUAG